Molecule: messenger RNA, 1257 nt
Organism: Aspergillus nomiae NRRL 13137
Lineage: Eukaryota; Fungi; Ascomycota; Eurotiomycetes; Eurotiales; Aspergillaceae
Product: putative MFS monocarboxylate transporter
Exons: 6
Coding region: 1-1257 (418 amino acids)
Biological process (GO): transmembrane transport
Cellular component (GO): fungal-type vacuole membrane
Molecular function (GO): transmembrane transporter activity
Source: RefSeq, a predicted model, not a curated record
AUGGGCCAAAUCCAAACUCCUACCGCUUCCAGCAGCUCUGAACACACAUUCCGAGCAUGGCUGACGGUAAUAGGAGCCUUCUUCACUUUCUUUUGCAGUGUUGGAUUUAUCAAUGCCUUUGGUGUUUUCCAGGACUACUAUCAAUCACAUCAACUGAGUAGCUACUCUAGCUUCGACAUCUCAUGGAUCGGUUCCUUCUCUACUUUUGCGCUCUUUUCUGGUGCUCCUAUCGCUGGUGUUUUGGUUGAUCGUGUUGGACCGACAGUACUUCUCAUAUUCGGCGGCCUGGCAAUGCUUGUGGCUGUCUUCAUGACUUCACUUUGUCAGCAGUAUUAUCAAUUCUUUCUUGCGCAAGCCGUGCUUCUGGGCGCCAGGCUAGCCAUGGGGGUGACAGUGGGAGGAUCGUCCGCCGGGGGUGUGGUCUGGCCGAUUGUGCUGAAUGAGCUCCUUAAUAAGGAUGGUGUGACCUUUGGCUGGACGAUUCGCAUCGUCGGGUUUAUUAUGCUCCCACUCCUCGUUCUCGCGGUCUUGACCGUCACCCCACCAGCGAAGAAAGCCAACGAUGAUCACCAUCAUCAUAUGUUGACUGACGAAGAGGAAAGGAAUAAAAGACACGAGGUAGAUGGAACUCACGAGAUCCUACAAGAGGAAGCCAAUGCACACAAACAGGGUCUCCUUUCGCUUCUUAAAAACACCACCUUCAUGGUGCUCUGCUUGGGGCUUUCCAUUUCAUAUCUGGGUAUGUUCAGUCCAUUCUUCUAUGCAACCUCCUACGCGGAGAGCCUGGGCCAUUCCACCAGUUUCGCGUUUUACUUAGUUUCUAUUAUCAAUGCCGCAUCCCUCUUUGGCAGAAUUCUGCCGGGGAUUCUGGCAGAUCGCUAUGGGCAUUUCAAUCUCUGUGGUACAGCAGCUCUGCUAUCUGGUGCCACUGCGCUUUGCUGGACCGCAGCAAAGAGCUCCGGGGGGCUUGUUGUAUGGUGUCUAGCAUAUGGACUUACGUCCGGUGCUAUUAUGAGUCUGCAAUCCGCUUGUGCAGCUCACCUGGCACCACACGAGCUCCAUGGUACAGCAGUAGGACUUCUCAUGGGAUCAGUUGCUUUGACAGCUUUGUUCGGUACUCCCAUUAGUGGCCAGCUGGUCGAAUCUUACGGAUAUCUUGCCUUGUCAAUGUAUGCCGGGGCAUCCCUUGUUGUGGGCAGCAUUCUCAUCUUUGUGGCGCGGUUCAAAAUGGAGAGGAGAGUAUUUGCACGGCAAUGA